Messenger RNA from Truncatella angustata, 590 nucleotides. RefSeq lists its product as uncharacterized. The record is from RefSeq and is a predicted model, not a curated record. Bases 139 to 516 code for a protein of 125 amino acids. The transcript has 2 exons. Lineage: Eukaryota; Fungi; Ascomycota; Sordariomycetes; Amphisphaeriales; Sporocadaceae.
AUCUGUGGUUAUAUACAAAUGCGUCGAAAGUUCAUGUCAUAGAACAACCGCACGGAAUGGUCCCCAGAUCAAGGGGAAUUGCGACGGAUGACGACCUUCGCUUUUUUCUGUUUGGUCGACAGGACAAUGUAAGUUUGGAUGCUAUGGAAUAUCCCAGUACCGAAUAUGACCGUAUUUCUUCAUUUGCUCCAGGUAGUGAGUGGUAACGUGCCGUGUUGCAGUGUAGUGAGUAAGCGUCACUAUACGUCAUGCACUUCUCAUGCACCCCCGAACUUUCAGGGCUCGGCAUGGCAUCAUCAGCCAAGUACCAUACCACGCGGCCCACUCCGUCACACAGGUCGAUACAAAAACCUCAGAUGCAAAUCAUGUGCAUACUACAAAGAUUGUUGGGACGGGUGGUCAAUUUAUGUUUCGUCUGGAAGGAUAUCGGACGACUGCAUGGCUUCUGCACAUCAAGCGCAGCAGCCUUGGCCCGGACGGCAGUUCAUUGGAUAUAGGAACAUCAACAUUUCAUGAUAAUCUGGUUGUGACAGUUAUCGUGCACGAUUCUGAUUUCAAGUUUCUCCCGACCACAAAAGAAGAGGUUAUUG